Xyrauchen texanus (razorback sucker) is the source of this 4136-nucleotide messenger RNA. RefSeq names its product claspin-like. The transcript has 24 exons. Bases 159 to 4022 code for a protein of 1287 amino acids. Gene Ontology annotation, biological process: activation of protein kinase activity; mitotic G2 DNA damage checkpoint signaling; mitotic DNA replication checkpoint signaling. The record is from RefSeq and is a predicted model, not a curated record. Gene Ontology annotation, molecular function: anaphase-promoting complex binding. Lineage: Eukaryota; Metazoa; Chordata; Actinopteri; Cypriniformes; Catostomidae.
UAUACGUUUUGGCAUAGUAAAACUAACAUUUAUAAAAAUACUUUGUUUAAAGUACAGAUAUUGCGUUUUCUACGUUUAUUUGUCUUUGGGGUGGCUGGUGUGUGCAGUUGAUGUGGUUUUGUUUUGUACCGAUUAAAGCUCAAGAGUCGACCUAAAAGAUGAGCUCCCUUGUCUCUGAGCGGCCAGUAGAUAUCUUGGCUGAGAGAGAUUCAGACAGUGGAAUGGGCUCACCAAUGGAGGAGGCUGUGACUGUCACCAACAUGGUCACGGAGGAGCAGCAAGAUUCAGAUGAGGAAAUAGCAGUGAGUCGGAAGGGACGCUCUCGAAAGGCACUGCAGGACAGCGACAGUGAUGGAGAGCAAGAAGAUGUUGGAAUGGCAAAAGCUCUGCUCCUGUCAGAGUCCAGCGAUGAGGAGACAAAGACCAUUGAGACCGAGGGCAUCAAAAAAAAGCGGGGGAAUAGAAUAUCCCGCAUCUCAAAGGAUAGCGAUGCGAGUGAGCCAGAGAAAGAUGAUGUUCAAGUCAAGCAAAAAGAAAAGAAAAAGAGGGAGAAGUCACAAAGACGCAAAGAAAAAGAGAAGCGCAAUGUUGCCCUUGUGAAGCGACUGAAAGAAAAAAAUGAAGAUCCCCUUCCACUCAAAGCACUUAAUGACAGUGGUUGUCUGCUGGGAGACCCUGAUCUAUUUGAUGCCCAGCUGGAGGAAGAUUCUGAACAACUGUUGGAUGAAGAGUCUCUGGAUGCCAUCCGAUCAGCUGUGAAAAAGAAGGCUAAACACAAACCUCAUGUUUCUGAGUUCAGUGGCGACGAAGAACAGGAGAAUAAACCACAGCGAAAGGAGAGGAAAGCAGCGAAAGCCAGCAAGGAGGCACUCAAACAGCUCCACAGUGAAAGUCAGAGACUAGUGCGAGAGUCCAUGGUCAGUCUGCCAUAUUACAUGCCAGAGCCCAAGAGUAUAGACCAGUUCUUUAAGAGAAGACCUCGCCCAGAGGGAUCUGCCAUGGCUUUGCUAAAGUCUGCCAAGUACCAGGCUUGUAUAUUAAAAGCCAGUGCAGCACCACCUCCAGAUCAAACCAAAACCUCUCAGCACAUGCCUGAGCAGGACACAAGCCCUCAGACAGACUUCUCUGUGGUGUGCAAAAACCAGUCAUCCACCACAUCCCUGCCUCUAACAGACACAACCAUUAGCACUAAUGAAGGAGAAUCACAAACCUAUGUUAACUCUACUGAAACACAAGCAGAACCUGAAAUAUGCACUGUUGAACCCAAAACUGUGGGUGAAGAAAGAGACACUCUCACUGAGAAGGAAAUCAAGGGAGUUGAAUUUUCAGAUCAGGCAAAGCAAAUGGUCUCAGCUGAGCAGGCCCAGACUGGUGCUGAGGUUUCUGUGCAGGCAGGACCUCCUAUUAUCAAUCCUGAACCAGAGGUGCUCAAACCUCGGAAAGAUAAGCUGACUAGGCUAAGAGAGCUUGGUCUAGAUCCUCCUCCUGUGGCAAAACUGUGUGCUGAUGAUGGGGCUUUUGUUCAGCUGGAGCCACCUCAGGAAAACCCAGCUUUAAAAGCACUACAAGAACGGUUCAUGAAGCAUAUCCAGCCUGCUCCUCGUACUAAAGGGGAGCGCAUUUUGAAGCUUAAUGUGGUGAGAAAAGAGAGUACCCCUUCUGGACAGGAAGAACUUCUCUCUGAAUCAAUCAUGAUCACAGUCAAUGAGGGAAAGGAGGAGCCUGCAAAUGCCAAACCAGGUGAGAAGCUGGUUCUGUUGAAAUCUCGUUUGCAGCAGGCCAUGGCCAUCCGCAGAAAGGAGGAAAGGGAGCGAAGAGCUGCUCUGUAUCGCCUUGACAAUGAGGAUUGCGAAGAGGAGGAAGAGGAAGCAGAGAUGACUGAGUCAGAGGAUGAAGAGGGAGUUGAUGAGUUGUUAGGUGGUGGUGAUGCUGAGGAAGAAGAAACUGAGGCAGCGGAGGAGGAGGAAGAUGAUGAAGUUUCACUGAAAACAUGCCCCUCCCCUGACUUUAAAAGUCCCUCUCCUACUCCAGCAGAAAAUGAUGGGACACUCAUGCUGUUUGCUGGCAACUCCUGCUCCCGCACUGGGGAUGGAUUGAGAAGAUCAGGACCAGCUGGCCAUGAAACCAACAAUAAAAUGGAGGAGGAUGACACUCUUUCACUGGCUAAGGACAGCAGUCAUAACAGUAGCUUUGAGCUUAUGAGCUCAAUGAUCCCGUCAUAUCAGCCAGUCAGUAGAGCUGCAGGCAGGGGCCUGUCAGCCAGUGCUUUCCGCUCUCCCUCCCCCUGCUUCUUCAGACCCAGCUUCCUCGGCUCUGCCUCAAAGAGCUCGGGUAAGCUGUCCGAGCCCUCCCUCUCCCUCCCUGUCGAGGACUCUCAAGACCUUUAUGCUCCAUCUUCCCCGAGUGAGUCUGCCCUCCCUCCAGCAGGGGACUCUCAGGGUCGCUUCUCAUUGGAGGAGGACACCCACUCCCAACUCCUGGAUGCUGAUGGCUUCCUAAAUGUCGGUCCUCGUGGUGCACCCAGCCGCUCUCACAAACGGCAGCUUAUACUAGACAGCCUGGAUGAAAACGCCAUGGAUGCUAACAUGGGUGAACUUUUAGGACUCUGCACAGGGGGCUUUGGCUCAGGGCAGAGCCAGCCUGGGGUCUCUCAGGUUGGGGCAGAGGAUGAGCUGCUGGGGUUGUGCUCUGGAGCUUUUUCCACACAGCCUGGAGAACCAGCAGUCAGGCCCGGGGGGAAGAACAAGACCUUGGAGCCUGAGGAGCAAAGAGCGGAGUGUCAUGGCAGCUCAGAUGUAGACAUGGACCAGCUGUUGGCUCUCUGCUCUGGCAAGUUCACAGGCAACCCAUCUGCUUCAUCAGUGCGAUCAGUCUCCAGUCCUGUCUUUGAAAAGCCAUCUAAAACAAACAGGAAGAAGGACAUCAUGGAAGAACAACAAGAGGAGGAGGAGGAGGAGGAAGAGGAAGGUGACUGUGAGUUCCGGCUCCUGUCAGAUAUAGACAGCAUCAGUGAAAAGGAGGAAAAUGAUGAUGAAUCGGAUGCCGAGGAAGAGGAGAAUGAUAAUGAAGAGGAGGAGGAAGAAGAAAGAGAAGCAGUCUUUGGGCCACGCCCUGGCAAAAAGAAAAUACGCCUGGCAGAGUUUGUAGAUUCAGAGGCAGAGCUUUCUGGCAGUGAGGUAUGCAGUGAGGAUGAGGAUGAUGAUGGCAUUGAUGAGUAUGAGGAUGAAGACAUACAGGAAGAGCUGCCAUCAGAUGAGGAACUGAUGGACCAAGUCAACAAAAUUCACAUGAAACAGGUCUUGGAUGAUGAUAAAAGAAGACUGCGAUUGUAUCAGGAGCGUUACCUUGCUGAUGGAGACCUGCACUCUGAUGGACCCGGAAGAGCUCGCCGCUUCCGAUGGAAAAACAUCGAUGAUAACUUUGAGUUUGGUGGAAUGGGUCCUGAUGGAGAUGAGGAACAGGAGGAUGAAGAAGUGGAUCAAUUGGAGUUACAAAGACGUAAAGAGCGGCUAGAGAGGGAGCAGUGGAUAAGAGAGCAGAUUGAAGCUCAGGCCAAAAAGGGUAAAGCUGUAGAAGACCCAGAAGAUGAAGAAAAGGUUGGAGAGGAGGACAGUCAGUUUAUGAAGCUGGCCAAGAAGCUAACUGCCAAGACCCUUCAAAAGAAAGAUAAUCCAGCUGUUCCUCUGCAAGAGAAGGCAGCUCUCAAUACCAACCAGUUCAGAAAACCAUUACAGCCCACUGUGGUCAAAAGAGGCUCAUUACUCAGUCAGCCUCGAGCAAUGUUGCAAAAGUUAGCCAACAUCUCUGACAGCAACCCCUUAGCCCCUCGAAAUUCACGAGGUUUCCUCUUCCAAACCCUAUCACCGGAAAGGGAGUCACCUGCAUCAGAGGGACACAAAAAACAAAUUAAGAAACGAGGACAGAUGGGCUCCUUGGCUCCUGCUGCCAAGCGACCAUGUCUAGGGAACUCCCUCAAAGCCCCAGGACAACCACGAAGUAUUUUCAGCUAUCUGGAGAACUGAAGUUGCUUCUGACAUCCCUAGUAUUGUUGACAAUUUAUAAUUUUUGAUCCCACAAGCAAACCAAACCACAUAAUGACUUGGAUGUGUUUCUAUCAUGUAAAUAUUGUGACCUCC